Molecule: messenger RNA, 1623 nt
Organism: Suillus paluster
Lineage: Eukaryota; Fungi; Basidiomycota; Agaricomycetes; Boletales; Suillaceae
Product: P-loop containing nucleoside triphosphate hydrolase protein
Exons: 7
Coding region: 1-1623 (540 amino acids)
Source: RefSeq, a predicted model, not a curated record
AUGGAAGACCGUUUGGCGCAAGUGCCCCCAGUGGACACCUUUCGACUUUCUGACGAGGCACUAGAGUUCCUCUCUAAGAGCUGGAAGGAUUCAUACCAGCUCGAGCAGAAGAAGCCGACGGAGGUCACGCGCGAGUUCACCACUUCCGUCGAUGACCAGACCCACAAAAUCCACGCCCAACCAGACCGAUACCAGGACAAACUUCGAAAGGGUCAACAACAGCGUGCCUUAAUUGAAAUUGGCGAGGGUCACGGCCCGGGGCGGGGCUUCACUGUCAAUGGUCAGGUUGCCAAGUCUCAGGGUCGCGCCGCCCAACUCGCUACUGGCACCACCAAUCUCAGCCUCGCUGGCAAGAUCAUCGGCACAAUCAAGAUCAUUGGCCGUGAUGACCCUACCCAGGCUGAGACCCAGCGUGCUCAGAAGGUUCUUGAGAUCCUCCAAGGUCUCAUCAACCUCGAGCACGAGAACCCAUGGGUCCAGCUUAUUUUCUAUUCCUCUCCAAAGGAUGACUUCCAAUGGCCCCCUAGCUGGACGGAGGAAAUGAAGGAUGCAGUUCCUGUCAAAUUCCGGGCUGACCAUGUCAGUCGUCCCCUUAAUUCAUCCCAGACCAAAGCUGUGAAGCAGAUGCUCCAGCAGUUGGAUGAUGAACGAGUUACUAUCAUCCAGGGACCCCCUGGAACUGGUAAGACCACUGUUAUUGCCUCUUUUGUUCAGACUGCCAUUGCCGGUGGACUCUCUGGCAUCUGGCUUGUUGCUCAGUCCAAUGUUGCUGUCAAGAACAUUGCCGAGAAACUAGCUGACUUUGGCUUGACUAAAUGGAAGCUUCUUGUCUCAAAGGAGUUUUUUGAAUAUUGGCAUGAGCACCUCUAUGCUAGGAUUCGGGCGAAUAUCAUUAUCUCCGAGGACUUUGCCACACCAGGUUUGCUUCAAAAGCACCUCUACAACUGUCCGGUUAUCCUCUGUACCCUUUCCAUGCUCUCAUCUUACAUGUUUCGAAAGAAUGGAGGUUUUAUUGCUGCACCCCUGAGGAUGCUUGUCAUUGAUGAAGCAUCUCAAAUUGAGAUUGGUGACUACAUUCCUCUCUUUACCUCCCACACCACCAUUAGAAAGGUUUGUUUUAUUGGUGAUGACAAACAAUUGCCACCCUAUGGUCAGGAGGAUAUCCAGGACCUCAAGAGCAUCUUUGAGGUCAAGCAUCUCAAGGAUCACGCAAUAUUCCUCAAUACCCAAUACAGGAUGCCCCCUCAAAUUGGGGGGUUCAUCUCUGCUGCUAUAUAUGAUAGCCUACUGGAGUCAAACCCACAACACCCCAUCACAAAUGAGAGGAUGGCUUGUCAUUUUAUCAACAUUCCCAGCGAGGAACAGCCCCAUGGAACUAGCUGGAAGAACCUUGGAGAGUGCCAAACUAUCAUCUGCAUUGCUACCAUGUUGCAAGCGAAGAAGAAGCACUUCCGGAUCAUCACACCUUAUGAUGCUCAGCGGAGCACAAUCGAAGAUGGGUUGAAAGCCCAUGAGCUCGAUUGGGAGAAUAAGUGUUUCAAUGUUGACUCGUUUCAAGGUUUGUCUAGUGACACAAAUUGUGACCAUCACACUUACUGUUCGUGGUUCAUUCACGGCAGGUAA